AUGGCUUCCUCCAAUAUUCUGAAACUUUGUUUGCUCCUAUCUGCAAUCAGCUUGUCAAGAACAUGGGCUCUCAACUCUUCUUCUUAUAUGAAAUAUUCCCAAAAUUCGUCCUCCAUAGACUCCAUCUGCAAAACCACACCAUACCCAGAUGUCUGUUUUGACUCGGUGAAACUCUCCAUCGUAAUCAAUAUCUCAAUUGAGAUCAGUCCAAACAUCAACACCUUCCUCCUUUACACCCUCCAAAUCGCAAUAUUUGAGUCUGAACAGCUUUCCAAUCUGUUGUUGGAUGCUGGAAACUCAGACAAUAUCAUUGAAAAUCAAACAGGAACCAUACAGGACUGCGAGGAACUCCAACAAAUCACCAUGUCUUGUUUACAAAGAUCGGUGUCCCUAAUCCAGGACGACGCACCCAUUAAACAACGGAAACUAGCCGAUGCAAUAGCUUACCUUAGCGCAGCACUCACAAAUAAGAACACAUGCUUGGAGGGCUUGGAUUCAGCUGCGGGUCCUUUGCUGCCAACCCUACUAAGUUCCAUAGAUUACACAUACAUGUAUGUAAGUAAUGCUCUUUCCAUUCUGUCUAGCCAAAAAAGCCAUAAUCAAAGGCGCCUCAUGGAGAUGGGUGUUCCAACGUGGAUUUCAAAGAAAUCAAAGAGUCGGACUCGGAUAUUGGAGAGUAAAUAUGACCCGAGUAAGGUGCUGACUGUGGCUGCUGAUGGAACUGGAAACUUCACCACCAUCACUGAUGCUGUCAACUUUGCUCCAAACAAUAGCAAUGAUAGAACACAUAUCCAUGUGAAACAAGGGGUUUAUGAGGAAAAUGUGGCAAUCCCAAGUUACAAGCAAAACAUUUUUCUGCAUGGAGAAGGAACUGAUGCCACUAAAAUUACUGGUAGCAGAAGUGUGGGCGAUGGCUGGACCACUUUCAGAUCUGCGACUCUUGCAGUGUCUGGUAAUGGCUUUCUAGCACAAGACAUAUAUAUUGAGAACAAUGCUGGAGCAAAGAAACAUCAAGCAGUUGCCUUGAGAGUAAAUGCAGACUUUGUAGCAUUGUACAGGUGUUCCAUAAUUGGAUAUGAGGAUACAUUGUAUGUCCAUUCCUUUCGACAAUUUUACCGAGAGUGUGACAUAAUGGGCACUAUAGAUUUCAUAUUUGGGAAUGCAGCAGUUGUAUUUCAAGAGUGUAACAUUAUUUCUAGAAUACUAACCACAAGCCAAUUCACAGUUAUCACAGCACAAUCUCGUGAUAGCCCGGAUGAGGACACUGGAAUCUCCAUCCAGAAUUGUUCGAUUGUUGCUGAAGAGGAUUUGCAUCCUAAUUCUAUCAGAGUGAAAAGCUACCUAGGAAGGCCAUGGGGGGAGUACUCUCGGACAGUUUACCUAGAAUCCUACAUUGCCAACUUUAUUGAUCCAACUGGGUGGAAGCAGGGGUCCAAUAAUGAUGAUGAAGUAUCAAAAACUUUGUAUUAUGGGGAGUAUGACAAUGAUGGGCCUGGCUCAUCAACAGAUGGUAGAGUUUCUUGGCCAGGGCAUCAAAUAAUGGAUACUAAAAAUGCAUAUAAUUUCACUGUGUCAGAGUUCAUUAAUAAUGGUGAUGAAUGGUUGGAUCUCACUUCAUUUCCUUACGAUGAUGGGUUUAAACUUUAA
Messenger RNA from Quercus robur (English oak), 1647 nucleotides. RefSeq names its product probable pectinesterase/pectinesterase inhibitor 12. The transcript has 2 exons. The record is from RefSeq and is a predicted model, not a curated record. Gene Ontology annotation, biological process: cell wall modification. Lineage: Eukaryota; Viridiplantae; Streptophyta; Magnoliopsida; Fagales; Fagaceae. Bases 1 to 1647 code for a protein of 548 amino acids. Gene Ontology annotation, molecular function: pectinesterase inhibitor activity; pectinesterase activity.